Messenger RNA from Chaetura pelagica (chimney swift), 1353 nucleotides. RefSeq names its product macrophage receptor with collagenous structure (gene MARCO). The record is from RefSeq and is a predicted model, not a curated record. Lineage: Eukaryota; Metazoa; Chordata; Aves; Apodiformes; Apodidae. The transcript is spliced from 13 exons. Gene Ontology annotation, cellular component: membrane. The coding region runs from base 1 to 1353 and encodes 450 amino acids.
AUGAAAAAUAAAGACACAUGUUUGGAAGAUGGAAAUUCAAGCGACAUGAACACUUUCGGUAUUUCAGACAAGAUUGGGUUUGCCUCAGCUGCUACUACAACCUUCCAAAUAAGUGAGCCUCGAGGCCGAAGAAAGCCAUCAGCAUGCUGUGCUCGCGCAACCCUCACCACCUACCUGCUGCUGCUGACGGCCAGCCAGGGGCUGCUGGCAUAUCAAGUGUUUAAGAUGAAGAGAGAGAUACUGAAAUUUCAAGAGCAACAUGCCCCUAAUACAGAAGAGAUUCUGAAAAGUUCCUUUGCCAACAAGCUGGCUUUGGGGAGAAACUCUACAGAGAUACAUUUGGGACACGAAGAAAACUGGAGGAGAAGCUUAGAAGAGGAAAUCACCAUAAUUAAAAGCAGCAAUGCAAACCUGAUGAUGAUGAUGAACAACAUCAGCCUGGUUGCAGGGCCUCCUGGACGCAAAGGAGAUCCUGGUCCCCCAGGGCUACAGGGGCCACGGGGGACAAAGGGAGACCAAGGAAUCCAAGGCAUACAGGGGCUACAGGGAGCAAAGGGCAGCAAAGGAGAUCCUGGUCCUGCUGGCAGAAGUGGUGAACCAGGAGCCAGAGGAGAAAAAGGAGAGGUGGGGCUUGCAGGUCCCCAAGGACAGAAAGGUGAAAUGGGCAAGAAGGGAGACCCCGGGGCCCCUGGACUGAUGGGUCCCCAAGGAGAGAGGGGAUUGCCAGGAGUGAUGGGUGUCCCUGGUGUCACCGGACCAGCUGGACCCAAGGGCAGUGCCGGCCUGGAGGGCAGACCUGGUCAGAAGGGGGAGAAGGGAGACCAUGGACCCAGUGGUAGCCCAGGAGCACCAGGCGCGGGGGGACUCAGAGGUGAAAAGGGAGACAAAGGAGAAAGAGGCAUUCCAGGCCCACCUGGUCAAAAAGGCAGCAAGGGUGAUUCUGGCAGUCAGGGUCCAAAAGGUGAUCCGGGACCAAAAGGAGCCAAGGGAGAGCGCGGAUAUGCUGGUUCCCCAGGAACAAAAGGGGGCAAAGGUGAAAAAGGAACAGGCUUCAGCAACGUGAUACGAAUCGUGGGAGGGGGCACGAGGGGCCGUGUGGAAAUUUUUAACCAAGGGACCUGGGGAACAAUAUGUGAUGAUGGCUGGGGCCUCGAGGAUGCCACCGUGGCCUGCCGAAUGCUGGGGUACACCCGUGCCAUCUCCGCCUUCACAGCAGCAUCAGGCAGUGGACGAAUUUGGCUUGAUGAUGUGAAUUGCAAAGGGAAUGAACAGUCGAUUUAUGAGUGUGAAAAGCCUGCCUGGGGUGUGAACAACUGCUCCCACAACGAGGAUGCUGGGCUGGAGUGCAUCUAA